Molecule: messenger RNA, 1325 nt
Organism: Asparagus officinalis (garden asparagus)
Lineage: Eukaryota; Viridiplantae; Streptophyta; Magnoliopsida; Asparagales; Asparagaceae
Product: S-norcoclaurine synthase 1-like
Exons: 4
Coding region: 96-1169 (357 amino acids)
Source: RefSeq, a predicted model, not a curated record
AUAUAAGCUUCAUCGUUAGCUGAUGAAGUUAUACAAAACACUAAUGAAAAGAGGCCGGCCAGUGGAGAAAUAAUCAAUUUACUAAAGACGAGUAAAUGGAGGUGAACGGUGAUGUGAAGCCAUUGCAGCGGUGGGGUGGAUCACUUCCAGUUGAAAACGUACAGGCUCUUGCUGCUUCGAAGGAACUGACCGAGAUUCCACAGAGGUACAUAAGAUCUGAUGUUGUGUCUGACCUGCAUGGUACUGUCGAUGACGAGAUCCCCAUCGUCGAUCUUGGGAGGCUUCAGGAUCUUGCAUCCUUUGAAGCCGAAGCCACCAAGCUGAAAUUUGCAUGUGAAGAGUGGGGAUUUUUCCAGCUUAUAAACCACGGAGUAGCGAACGAGUUGGUCGAACAAAUGAAGGCUGACAUUGAAGAGUUUUACCGGUUGCCCUUGGAGGAAAAGAAAGCGUAUGCACAAUUGCCAGGUAGCAUUGAAGGCUACGGCCAUGCGUUUGUUGUCUCAGAGGAGCAGACAUUGGACUGGGGAGAUAUGUUUAUCAUCAGAACGCAACCACUCUCUUUCAGGAGCAUGAGAUUCUGGCCGACGCAUCCUUCCACAUUUAGGGACACAUUGGACAAAUACUCGACUGCGUUGAAGAAUGUUGCGGAACUCUUGCUAGGAUCGAUGGCAAAGAAUUUGGGUCUCUCGCCAGAAGAGUUUACAAAUUUGUUUGGUAAUGGAUUCCAAGCUGUGAACAUGAACUACUAUCCCCGGUGCCCUCAUGCCGACAAGGUGCUAGGCCUCUCACCUCACUCUGAUUCUGUAGCUUUGACGUUGGUCCUUCAAGUCAACCAAGUGGAGGGGCUCCAAAUCAAGAGGAACGCAGGGUGGCUUCCCAUCAAGCCGAUCCCUGGUGCUUUCAUCGUCAACGUAGGCGACGCGCUCGAGGUACUUACCAACGGGAGAUACAAGAGCAUCGAGCACAGGGUAAUUGUAAACCCUGAGAAGGAGCGGAUGUCAAUCGGCGCGUUUCACAGCCCAAACUGUGAUGCCUUAAUAGGUCCUCUUCCGAAGCUCGUUGAAGGAAGUGAAUGCUACAAGACGCUGAGCCAUGAGAGCUACAUGAGGUUGAAUGCCUCAGCUAAACUUGAUGGAAAGAACCGUUUAGCGCAGAUGAAGCUAAAAUGAUCGAAUAUAUGAUUUUGUGAUGUGAUAAAAGCAUUUAUGGUUAUCUACCAACAGGAUAGUAUGAUAUGUUAAAAGUUUAAAAUUCCUUAUCUAAAUUAAGAACAGUGGUUUCUUCUUGUAGUUCACUGCAAUAUCAUUUGAAUCUGAUAAUUAAUG